Molecule: messenger RNA, 2875 nt
Organism: Lindgomyces ingoldianus
Lineage: Eukaryota; Fungi; Ascomycota; Dothideomycetes; Pleosporales; Lindgomycetaceae
Exons: 3
Coding region: 273-2840 (855 amino acids)
Source: RefSeq, a predicted model, not a curated record
CCCCCCCCCCCCCCACUACUCCCACCACCACCAGAGCCGCCAGGGAGACCCGGGCACCUCCACCGGCAGGCGUUGCGAGAGUCGUCCGGCCAGCUCGCCCUGCCGUUCGCUGCCCGUCAUAAACCGACGCCAGAAUUGUUCUAAUCCCCUCCAAGUCUCCCUAUUUGCGGCGGUACUCGUAUACUCCCACCCCGCCGCCCGCGCUGCCCUCACGACGUCAUUCCGUCGCUGUCCCUCCUUUGACUUUGAAAUCCGUUACACAGUCUGGCGGCAUGGAUUCGAGGUACUAUCGCCCAAGCUCACCCCGGCGGCUCGUGAAUCCAGGCAGGUCGUCAACUGGCACGUUUGACCCAUACUACGACUCUCACUAUUCGCGGGGAGGGGCAACGUCUCCGACAACAGCUGGCGAGAGAGUUGCAGGCUCGACAGCUCCGCACCUUCACCUGUACACGUAUGCCCCAAGCAGCAGCUCUGGUUCGCGAUCCAGUAACGUCAAGUAUGAUUCUUACUCAGGCCGCCCACGACGCAAUACUCUCACUGAGUCCGACGACCGCUUAGUCAGACCCACUUCCACUUCUCUGGCACCUUCAACGGCGAUCCCAAUCCGCAGCCACGGCCUUAGUGUCCACCAUGACCGCCCAACCAGCCCUCUCUCUCGAUCGUGGGAUGGUCGAGGCGAGACUUACAUUACGCACCCUCCCCGACGAGAGCAUAAGCGAAUCUACAGUGUGGACGACGACAAUCAUACGUCAAAACUCAUUACUGAGAAGGACAUUGUCGAACCUCGAAGGCGUGAGAGUCAAGACACUCGGGCUCACGGCACCACUACUGGCGGCGGGCGGAACCAUCAUCGCAACAAGCCCCUCAUACGGACUACAGACCUCAGCGACGAAGGCUAUUCUUACACAGAUGCAGCGGGCAUGUACCGAGAUACGGAACCGGCUUGGCGUCGACCACGCUCUGGGAGUGUCGAGAGAGGCUCACGUCCGACUAGCAUGAUUGUAGACAAUAGAGGACCCCGCACUUCCACCCGAGAACUUGGCCCCCCUCCUUCCACUCGAGGUUUCAGUAAGAUUAACAAUGGCAUUGCUAGUGGCACUUCUAGGAAUGGCAGUGGGAGUCUUCGUGAUCAACGCGCUAGGACGUCUUCGAUUGAUAGGGCUCGAGACGCGCCGAGGUAUGAGCCAUAUGCUGAUGCAGCUCCAACGAGGUCGUCCUCAACCCGCCAUCCUACCACCACCGUACAUCAGGAGCCGCGAGAUCACCGUCGAGAAAUCUAUCACGAUGAAUACGACCGUCGAGACAGGGAACCAGAGAAUAGGCGGCAAUACCCCUCUAAUAGGUUUGAGGACCGCGAAGUAACUACUCGAGGUUUCGGUAUUGCACCCGGUCCGGGUAAUCCCAACCUCGCACGUGACCCGAGCCUUGACCGCCAACCCAUCUGGCCAACUUCCGAGACGGGACGGGGAAGGGCAGAGGAAUACACGGUGCCGUACUACGCUCCCGACCGCGCUGAAGCCCGCAUGCCGGAGGCUCGAAUUCCACGAGAACGCGAGGUUGCCCCUGGCUACGAAGACCGUCCUCGAGAGCGAGAUAGAGACCGUCGCGAGAGGGAUGUCGAUGACCGUGGUCACAUUGCUCCUAUCGUCCCGCUCGCAGCUGGUGCCGCUGCUGCAACCUAUGGCGCCGCCGAAGCUCUGAAGUCUCGAGAUAGGGACCGAGACCGAGAUCGGGACUCUGACAGAGAGCGUGAGAGGCGAAAAGAGCGUGAUGAGCGUGAUCGUCGAGAUAGAGGUCCUGAGGAGCGCCUGCCACCCGCCACCGCUACCUAUGCUUCGACUCAAGAUGCCGAUCCUAAAGUCAAGGGCCGCCGACACGAUGACGAUGAUAGGGAGAGAAGACAUCGACGUGCUCCUUCUUCAGACGGCAGCAGCGAUGAGCGACCCCGUCACUACGUCGACCGAGAUGUGGCCCGAGAGACCGACCGUCGAAUAGAGCCAGCUCCGAAGGAGACCGGAGUCGAUCCUGAUGAAGAAUACCGGCGCCGGAUUCAACAGGAGGCUGAGCGUAGUGGUCGAGGCGCCCGCGAUAUGGAAUAUAUUGAUGCAGAUAGAGAUAAGGACCGUCGUCGACGAAAAGAAGAACGAGAGAGGUCCCGCGAUGGCUCAGAUGAAUACCGUUCUCGCGUUCCCGCUUCAAAUGUUGCAGAGCCGGCGCACUCCCGCUACAACGACCGUUCUGGAAGUGUUUUGGACACUGACAUUGUCCAAGAGCCUGACUCACUUACCUCUCCUGCCGUUGAACGCGAGCCUGGACGGUCUGUCCAGAUCGUCGCUCCGCCCAGGGAGCCUCCUUCUCAACCUAAAGGCAUCCUUCGUAAGCCGACCGCGAAGUUCCCUGAGGAUCCUGAUCCGAUUCGAGAGGGUGUUGCUCCGCAUAAGAGCGCAUUGAAGGGCAAGGAUGUUCCACCAGGUGCUCGCUGGACCAAGGUCGACCGUCGACUUGUCAACCCCGAGGCCUUGGAGGAAGCCAAGGAGCGCUUCGAGGAGCGCAUGGACUGCGUCAUCGUUUUAAGGGUUCUGACCAAGCAAGAGAUUCAGCAGUUGGCAGAUCGAACUAGAGAGAUUCGCGAGGCUAGAGAAGACGAAUAUGAACGCCGCGAGCGCCGAGACAAGGAGCGACGAAGCCACCGUAGCCACCGUGAUGAGGAAGACAGGGGCCAUCGGCGAGAUUAUGAUGAUGAUGACGACGACGACAAUGAUAUUCCACGGGAUCGGGACCGAGAUCGGGAUCGCGAUAGGGACCGAGAGCGACCGCGUAUGAUCGAGGCUGGAAGGUGAUUUGAUCAGACGUCUGACAAGAUAUGCUAGCCUAU